Messenger RNA from Acanthocheilonema viteae, 4161 nucleotides. NCBI's taxonomy places the organism in Eukaryota, Metazoa, Nematoda, Chromadorea, Rhabditida, Onchocercidae. The record is from the annotation of a GenBank genome assembly.
AUGGUUGAUAAUGAAAGUAAACCAGCUGGCAAUGGAUACAUUCUUGUAAUGCCAGUUUUAUUUCUCAAUGAACGUCCAUUAUCUUUAAAUGCUGUGACGUGUAUCACGCAUAUCUCCAAACUUCUCGGUACAUUGGAUACGUGGAAAGAAAAGUUGAAAGUUGCUGCAAAGGCUGAAUACAAUAUGAUUCAUUUCACACCUGUUCAAGAACUUGGAAUUUCAAAUAGCGGCUAUUGCAUUGCUGAUCCAAUGCAAUUGAAUCCGAACUUUAGCACCACCGAAAAGCAGUAUACAUAUGAUGAUUUGGCAAUAUUGAUCGAAAGCCUUGAAAAAGAUUAUCAUUUAUUAUCGAUGCAAGAUGUUGUAUGGAAUCAUGCAGCUCGAAAUGCCUCAUGGCUUUUAGAGCAUCCACAAUGCGCUUAUAAUUUAAAAAAUAGUCCACAUUUACGGCCAGCAUAUAUCCUUGAUCGUCUAUUAUAUCAUUUUGGUAUCGAUAUUAUGAAUGGAAAAUAUAAAGAUCGAAAUCUUAACAAGGAAAUUAAUACUGAUGAACAUUUAAGAACUAUUCUCGAUAUUUUGCGCAAUGAAAUCUUACCACAAUUACGACUUCAUGAAUUCUUCCAAGUUGAUAUCGAGAAAUUGGUGGCAAAUUUUGAAAAAUAUGUAAAAGAAGGACCGUCAUCUGAAAUACGCGACGAAAUGUUGGAAUCAAAACCGGGACCAUAUUGGAAUCGUUUUGGCUUUACUGUUGAUAUGAAUCAUGCAAAUAAAAUUUUUAAUCGAAAAAGAAGCGAUGCUUAUGAUGAAGGAGACAGAGAACGGAAAUGUUUGGAAGCAUUUCGAGCACAUCUUCAAUUCCUGAAUCAAAGAGCAUUGGAAACGAGUGCAGAAAUUUAUGAAAAUGUUUUGCAAGCAUGUGCCGGACAUAUUAGCUAUGAACGAAUUGACCAUUCGGGACCGCGACGACCCGAACUAACCGAAGAGUGUUGUCUUGUUACACAAUACUUUUUGCAACCAUUUCCAUCACUGACUACAUGGAAAGAUGAGGAAAAAUUUGCAUACGAUGAUGAUAAAGUGGAAAAAAUAAUGGCAUUUAAUGGAUGGGUUAUGAAUGAUAAUCCAUUACAUAAUUUUGCACAUUAUCCAUCGCAGGUCUACUUGAUGAGACAUUUGGUUUGUUGGGGAGAUUGUAUUAAACUGAAUUAUGGUGAAAAACCGGAAGAUUGUCCGUAUUUGUGGGAUUUAAUGAAGAGAUAUACUCAACGAUGCGCAAAGAUAUUCCACGGUUUACGUAUUGAUAAUUGUCACAGUACACCAAUACAUGUUGCUGAGUACCUUCUAAAAGCUGCUCGUGAAAUACGACCAGAUAUCUAUGUGACAGCAGAACUUUUUACACAAAGUGAAAGUUUGGAUAAUAUUUUUGUGAAUCGACUUGGAAUAACUUCUUUAAUAAGAGAAGCUCAAAAUGCUCCAAUAAGUUAUGAACAAGGUCGUUUAAUUUAUCGAUUUGGUGGUGAUAUAUUAGGUGGAUUCAUUCAAAAAACAAUUCAAGAUGCAACAUCUUGUGUAGCGCCAGCUUUAUUCUUCGAUCAAACACAUGAUAAUCCUCCAGCUCUCGAGAAACGUUCCGUUUAUGAUUACGUUCCAACCGCAGCAAUGUUAGCAAUGGCAAAUUGUGGUAUUGGUAGUGUUCGGGGAUAUGAUGAGCUUGUUCCUUAUAAGAUAGAUGUUGUUAGCGAAACACGUAAUUAUACAAAAUGGAAUGAAAUAAGUCAAUCACCUGCUAUUAUACCAGCACGUGCUGCACUAAAUAGAUUACAUAUUUGGCUUGCGGAACAUAAUUAUACUCAAAUUUAUGUUGAUCAACGAACAUCGGAUAUUGUAGCAUUGACACGACAUAAUCCGAUAACUCAUGAGAAAGUUAUCAUGCUUGCAUAUACAGCAUUCAAUAGAGAUGCUAUUUGUUAUGAUUGUCCAGCAAUUGAUGAUUUAAUAUUUACUGGUUUGCUUGAUGAAAUUCUGUUAGAAAUCGAAUUUCACUAUACGUUUAAAGGAAAUCCAGAAAGUGCAGAUAAAAUUGUUGGUUUAAAUGGUGCUAAAGUUGAAAUUCAAGAGCAUCUGAAGAAAAAUAAUUCAAAAUUGGCAGUAAUCGAACAAUAUGAAACAAAUGGCAAACUUCACCUCAAACAUUUUCCUUCCGGUUCAGUUAUUGUGAUAAAGGUAUCACCAAUUAAGAAAGCAACAGAAGCAAUCAAAUUGAUUCGAGAUUAUUUAUCCGGAGAGAAUGAUUUCAUAAAAACCUUUUUUGUGAAUGCAUUAAACCAAUCAACCUUGCAAACUUACAAUGUGCUUCUAUUCCGAUGUGCUGCAGAAGAUUUGGAUGAUUUCGGAUCAAACGCUUACAAUGUACCUAAUUGGAAAAUAUUAGAUUAUUGUGGUUUACAAGGACUAUUACCCUAUCUAAAUGACAUCCGGUCUCAUAAUGACCUUGGCCAUCCGAUAUGUCAAAAUUUACGUGAUGGUUUAUGGCUUUGUGGUUACAUUUAUCAUAGGCUCAGGAAUAAUAAUCCAGUGCUAGCGGAAAUUGCUCGUAUCAUUCGAAUUUUAUUUUUGCCACUUCGUGAAGUGCCAUAUGAUUUAAGGCCUUGCUAUUUUGAAGCAUUAUUUUCGCUAAUUUAUAAAACAACAUUGGAACAAUUGAUGGAAAAAUUAAGUCGACCAUUUGCAACAGCAUCGGAAUAUGUUCAAUCGUUAGCGCUCUCUUCGGUGUCCUUCCUUGGAGCAGUCAAAAACGCCAGAUUAGCAUUAUUACCGGAAGGAUAUAAAACAGAAGAUGAGCAACCUUCAUCACUUUCCGCUGGUUUACCACAUUUCUCGACCGGAUUUUGGAGGAAUUGGGGACGUGACACAUUCAUCGCAUUACCUGGUUGCUGUCUCGUUACCGGCCGAUUUCAGGAUGCACGAAAUUUAAUUCUGGCAUACGGUGGUGCAAUGAGACAUGGAUUAAUACCGAAUCUUUUGGAUGGAGGAUACGGUGCACGUUAUAAUGCGCGUGAUGCUGUUUGGUUCUGGUUGUAUGCUAUCGUGAAAUAUAUUGAAAUGGUACCAAAUGGUACUGAAAUUCUUAAAGAUAAAGUACUGCGUAUAUUCAUUCACGACGAUACAGUUUAUGGACAUGACUUAACUGAACAAUAUCUUGCUGAUACAGUACAAGAAGCACUUAUGCGACACUUCAAUGGAAUUGAAUUUGUAGAGCGCUUUCAUGUAAAAGCAUACGUUGAUCACAGUACGGGUUUUAUAUAUGGUGGCAAUCUAUACAAUUGCGGUACAUGGAUGGAUAAGAUGGGAAGUUCCGAAAAGGCUGGUAAUAAAGGUUGGCCAGCAACACCUCGAGAUGGUGCUGCUGUUGAAUUGCAAGGCCUUUGUUUCGCAGUGAUUGAAAAAUUAGAGGAACUGUAUCGGAAAAAACUCUAUCCAUACGAGGGUGUUUUUACUGAAAAUAAAGAAAUAUGGACAUGGCAAAAAUGGGCGUGUAUUCUGAAAAACAAUUUCGAAUGCUUUUUUUAUGUGACUGAUGAUGAUUCAUCACAAUAUGUAAACAGACGUGGCAUAAUUAAGGAUACGUAUGGUUCCACGCAAGGUUAUACGGAUUAUCAAUUAAGACCAAACUUCUCGAUUACAUUAUCUGUGGCUCCAAGAUUGAUGAAUUCAGAAAAAGCUUGGCGUGCACUGCAAAUUGCAGAAAAGGAAUUACUCGGACCAUUGGGUAUUAAAACUCUUGAUCCAAGUGACUAUAAUUAUUGUCCAUUCUACAAUCAAGAUGAUGAUAGCAUGGAAAAGAAGAUAGCUCGAGGCUGGAGCUAUCAUCAAGGACCGGAAUGGCUAUGGGUGGGAAUGUUUUUCUAUCGAGCAAAAUUAGCCAUAGCAAAAGUGAUCAGUGAAGAAAAGAAUGAUGCGGAAUUUUACGAGAAAGCUAAACGAUUCGUACGAUCACGAAUGGGUGCUUAUUGGGAGCAUUUGAAGUCUUCAAAUUGGGCAUCACUUCCUGAAUUAACCAAUGCAAAUGGAUCACCGUGUUAUCAUUCAUGUGGUGCACAAGCAUGGAGUAUUGGUUGUAUGUUGGAAACGGUUGAUGAGUUAUAUGAAUUACACAAAAUUUGA